UCUGCAUCUGACGUGUCUAAAGCAGUUUCGCACUGGUGGGGGAUUUACCAUCUAUUCAAGUAUUAUCUGAUACGUGGUGGCAAGAUGCUCGAUUUCUUCACCAUCUUCAGCAAAGGGGGGAUAGUGUUGUGGUGUUUUCAGGGGGCUGGGGUCACUGAAUCCUUCACCGGGCCUGUCAACGCCUUGAUCCGCUCCGUGAUCCUUCAGGAGCGGAGUGGGAACAAUUCAUACACUCAUGAGGCCCUGAGUCUCAAAUACAAGCUGGAUAAUGAGUUUGAGUUGAUUUUUGUGGUGGGUUUUCAAAAGAUCCUGACGCUGACCUAUGUGGACAAAUUCAUAGAUGAUGUUCAGCUUCAUUUUAGGGAUCGUUAUAAGAAUGAGCUGGAGCAGAAGGGAGCAUUGAAGCAUCUCUGCAACAAUUUUGAAUUCGAGGAAGACUUUAAGAUACUUCUUAGAGAGGCGGAGGACAGCGGCAAAGCUCGAAGCCCUGCUGCCAUGCGGACCUUCAAGGAGUCCGAGAAAUCCCAAAAAACUGUGAAGUCAAUGAUUGAGACGAAAGGUGGGGACAAAGCCAAGGAACCGGGUGGCAAGAAGAAUAAAAACAACAAAAAGGAGGCUCCUGCAGCUGAGCCUGUCAAAGUGGAUCAAGGUAAGGCCUCAUCUGCUGGCCAGAAGACGGUUGAGAAUGGGAACCAGGGCUUGACUCAUGAUGAGAUCAUGCAGAAGAAGAGAGAGGAAUUCUUUCGCAAGCGCACUGCGGUACCUGCGGAAAAACCCAGUAAGUCUCCAAAGCCUCAAAAGCCUCGGGAAAAACAAAUGCGUGUUUGGGACAUGGGUGGUAGAGGCACCAAGAACCUGGACUAUAGUGAUAGGAACGGAGAUGGUUCCCCCAAUGGUGGAGACCAGAACCCGGAAGGACAAAUUGACCCAGGGAUGCAGCUAAACCCCAUGAAGGGAGACCUGCUGUCUGUGGACUACGAGUCCACUGAGGAAGACGAAGAGAUGGAGGAGGAAGAAGAGGAGAGAGUGGUUGUCAAUGAGACAAGCAAGGCAAGCUCCAAAAAGGGUGGCGGUUUCGGGGGCAUGUUUGGGAUGCUGAAGGGUCUGGUGGGCUCCAAGAGCCUGACCCGUGACGAUAUGGAGUCAGUUCUGGACAAGAUGAGGGACCACCUCAUUGCGAAGAAUGUAGCAGCCGAAAUUGCCUCCCAGCUCUGUGACUCUGUAGCCAAAAAACUGGAGGGCAAAGUCAUGGGCACAUUCACCACUGUUGCCUCAACGGUAAAGCAGGCCCUGCAGGACUCACUGGUGCAGAUCCUGCAGCCCAAGCGAAGAGUGGACAUUCUGCGAGAUGUCAUGGAGGCACAAAGCCAGCGAAGGCCCUUUGUCAUUACAUUUUGUGGUGUAAAUGGGGUCGGAAAGUCCACCAACCUGGCCAAGAUCUCCUUCUGGCUGAUAGAGAAUGGUUUCACAGUGCUGAUCGCAGCCUGUGACACGUUUCGUGCCGGCGCGGUGGAGCAGCUCCGCACACAUCAGCGCCGCCUCAACUCUCUGCAUCCUCAAGAGCAGCACGGAGGACAGCCGGUAGUCCAGCUCUAUGAGAAGGGCUACGGGAAGGAUGCUGCUGGAAUUGCAAUGGAGGCCAUUGCAUAUGCCCGCAACCAGAGUUUUGACGUGGUGCUGGUGGACACUGCAGGGCGUAUGCAGGACAACGCCCCCUUAAUGACAGCCCUGGCCAAACUUAUCGCAGUCAACAUGCCUGACCUUGUGCUAUUUGUCGGGGAGGCUCUGGUGGGCAACGAAGCAGUCGAUCAGCUGGUAAAGUUCAAUCAGGCUCUGGCAGACCACUCCAUGUCUGACAAGCCUCGCCUCAUAGAUGGAAUUGUUCUCACCAAAUUUGACACCAUUGAUGACAAGGUUGGUGCUGCCAUCUCCAUGACCUACAUCACAGGCCAGCCUAUCGUGUUCGUGGGCACAGGGCAGACUUACAACGAUCUGCGCAGCCUGAACGCCCGCGCUGUGGUCGGCGCCCUGAUGAAAGCUUAAGUGGCCGCAUGCUCUGCUGUUUAUUCAUCGCCGCAACGAAGCCAACACAAUACCUUUUGCCACGCUGCCGUGAGAUGUUCCAGCCCCGCUAAGCCUGCGUCUCUCAUCCUCCUCGCCCCUGCCCUCUCUACUUUGCAUCAAAUGAAGAACUCAUGUCAUGCACUGAACUUUGUUCUCCCAGCUCCAGGCCAGAGUAAAGGACAAGCUGUGCACUUCAGAAAGACAGAACAUCUUGUAACAGUGCUCGAGGAAGCCUCUCUUCUGCAUCAUUUCUAAACCUUUGGGCCAAAUAAAGUACCUCAGAUCAGCCUGAGUUUUCAACAACAAUGAAGUCACAUCCAAUAGACAUUUUGCUGACUAAAUGGACCUAGGCUGUAAAUGUCAUUCGUUUAGUGGGUUACACAGUAAAUCUCCCCCCUACCUGGCGUUCUGUCAGUUAGUUUUCCCCUCUUCAUGUAAAUGAGGUCAGGUCGUCAAGGCUUGCUGGACGUGAUUUUUCAGCAGCUGCAUGUGCCUGAGGAAAGCUUAGUGACCAUAGUGCCUAUCUGUCUCCUGUCGUCUUAGUUAACACUUUCACUACGAGUGGUUGUCCGGCAAAGGUACCACGACAGUUCAGGUCAGAAACCAAUCGGUUUUACAGUCUGCAGUUGGGGUUGGUGUGAGUAUCAGCACUUGUCAAAUCAGUUUAUUUAAAAUUAGUCAUGGAAUAGUAAAAAAAUAAAAAUAAAUAAAUGCUGCAAGCUCACUUUGAUCAAGGCUGUAACAUUUGACAGUACAUCGGUUGAACACACUAACCGUGGAAUAUUAGUUCUGGAUUUAUACUACAACAUUGAUCUCCCAGAGCUCCUCACCUGCCUAACACACAAAUAACUCACUUUAAUCCCUCAGUUUAUUGUUGAUUGAAAGUGGAAAGCUAUUUUGUAAAUGUAUUUUUUUUUUGGUUCUUACAGGUGGCCCACAGAGUUUCAGACUACACUUUUUGAGUGGUCUGUUGAAGUUCUGUGGGCCUUUUUUGAUUUAAUCAUCAUUUACAAGAGGAAAUGUAUAAAAAAUCUCUACCCCCCCCUUUAAUUUGUGGUAGUGCAAUACGAGAGAAUCAAGAGUUAUACAGAAGAUCUGAGCUAAUUUAUGAGAAUGUAAACAUUUCUAAAUAAAUCUGCUGUAUGCCAUAA
Messenger RNA from Scomber scombrus (Atlantic mackerel), 3215 nucleotides. RefSeq names its product SRP receptor subunit alpha (gene srpra). The record is from RefSeq and is a predicted model, not a curated record. Gene Ontology annotation, cellular component: endoplasmic reticulum membrane; signal recognition particle receptor complex. The transcript has 15 exons. Lineage: Eukaryota; Metazoa; Chordata; Actinopteri; Scombriformes; Scombridae. Gene Ontology annotation, molecular function: GTPase activity; GTP binding; signal recognition particle binding. The coding region runs from base 85 to 2043 and encodes 652 amino acids. Gene Ontology annotation, biological process: SRP-dependent cotranslational protein targeting to membrane.